Pseudophryne corroboree (corroboree frog) is the source of this 1124-nucleotide messenger RNA. Its product is annotated as granzyme A-like. The record is from RefSeq and is a predicted model, not a curated record. The coding region runs from base 11 to 808 and encodes 265 amino acids. Gene Ontology annotation, molecular function: serine-type endopeptidase activity. Gene Ontology annotation, biological process: proteolysis. Lineage: Eukaryota; Metazoa; Chordata; Amphibia; Anura; Myobatrachidae. The transcript is spliced from 5 exons.
AUCACUAAGAAUGAAGCACAUUGUUUUCCUUUCUGUGUUGUCCUUCUACUUUCAUAUCCGUGGAUAUGAGUGUAUGGAUAUUAUUGGAGGAAAUGAGGUUGUUCCACACUCCAGACCGUAUAUGGCUUACAUCACAACGCCAGUUAAGGAUAAAAAGUCAUUAUCAUCAUGCGGAGGAGCUCUCAUUAAAGCAAAUUGGGUGCUAACUGCAGCACAUUGCGUUUUUGGGACUAAGACGAAGGUUACCCUCGGUGCCCACUCUCUGACAAAGGACACACAGCAGCAGCAGCAGAUAUAUGGGAUCAAACGGUUUAUUCAACACCCUUGUUUUGAUCAUAAAACAAAAGUUAAUGACAUUCAACUUGUACAGCUAGAAAAACCUGCAAAGCUGAACAAGAUUGUGGCACUUCUAUCUCUUCCAAAAAAUGAAGAAAACAUCAAGCCUGGAACAAUGUGCAGCACGGCCGGAUGGGGACUGACUAAACAGAAGACAAUGUCAGAUGUUCUUCGACAGGCUAAUCUGACAGUAGUAGACAGUGUAAAAUGCAGUAAAAUAUACAGUAAACAAAAAGGCAAGCCGCAAAUAACCAGCAGCAUGAUAUGUGCAGGGCCCCUUAAGAGACACAAUGAUGACACAUGCCAGGGUGAUUCUGGUGGUCCAUUGAUAUGUAACAACAGAUACACCGGUAUUGUCUCGUUUGGGCCCUUUAAUAAAUGUGGUGAUCCCAAAAUACCAGGAGUCUAUACACGGCUAACAAACAGCUAUCUCAAGUGGAUAAUCGAUACAACUGGUGGAGAUUCACACUGACGUCUAGUGUCAUGCUGUCACCAAUGCAUUAAACAGACCUCUGAACAAACAUAGUAGAGAGAAUAUAUGAAAUAUAUGAGAAUUAUUCAUCGGAAUAAAUGUACUAACAAGAGCAUAGAUUGUGCACAAUUAACUUCACUUUAUUUUUGUGACAUCAUGAAGCUGUAGGAAGUUAUCUUGUCAGAGAAAUCGCUACAUCGACUUUAUAUAGGCCCAUAGAGUGCUGACGCCUAGUGGGCUCUUGUAUACUUAAUUGUUGAUAGGCAAGCGCUAAUGACAAAGUUGUACUGUGUGUUGAGAAAAUGAACAAAGCAAG